Molecule: messenger RNA, 915 nt
Organism: Colletotrichum fioriniae
Lineage: Eukaryota; Fungi; Ascomycota; Sordariomycetes; Glomerellales; Glomerellaceae
Cellular component (GO): nucleus
Source: RefSeq, a predicted model, not a curated record
AUGACACGGGCAAUUCUUGUUUGCGGCGCGACUGGAAAGCAGGGCGGUGCAGUCAUCAACCACCUCGUCGAACAGAAUGCCGACUUUGAGAUUCUCGCCGUCACCCGCGAUGCAACUUCCGGGUCCGCCCAACGUCUCUUGAAAAAGUCAUCCAAGAUUCGCCUCAUUCAGGGUAACUUGGCGGACCCUACUGCGCUUUUCAAGACCGCGCAAGAAGUCGCCUCAUCUCCCAUCUGGGGCGUCUUCAGUGUUCAGGUGCCAACGGGCUUCGGCCAGGGCGGCGGCGGCGAACUAGGCCAAGGCAAAGCCCUCGUCGACGCAUCCCUCAAAGCAGGCGUCAAAUUCUUCGUCUACACCUCCGUCGAGCGUCACGGCGCAGACAACGCCACAAACGUGCCCCAUUUCGCCCACAAGCACGAGAUCGAGCAGCACCUCUUCAACAAGUCCAAGGGCACCGACAUGGAGUGGGCCGUCCUCCGGCCCGUGGCUUUCAUGGACAACCUCACGGACAACUUCUUUGGCAAAGUGUUUACCACGUCGUGGCGGAUGGCGCUCAAGGGGAAGCCGCUGCAGCUCAUUGCCGUCAGCGAUAUUGGCUACUUUGGCGCCGAGGCGUUUCUUCAUCCGGAGGCGUACAAGGGCCGUGGAGUCGCGCUUGCUGGGGAUGAUUUGACGAUUGAGCAGUUUGCUGCGGUGUUCAAGAGGAAUACGGGCAAGGAGCUGCCUGGGACGUAUAGGGUCUUGUGUUGGUUUAUCAUGGCGAUGGUGAAGGACUUUGGAUACAUGUUUAAGUGGUUUCAUGAUGUUGGUUAUGAUGUUGAUAUUGCGGCGCUGAGAAAGGAGUAUCCUGGGCUGAAGGAUUUUGAGACUUGGCUGAAGACGGAGAGCGAGUACGUAGGUAGUAUUCGAUCAUGA